CGGGUAUUGAGCGCAACAUUUGAGUUCUGAUCAUGCGAGCGUUUACAGUGUUUAGUUUGUUAGCAGUUUCACUGGCCUUGAGCAACGGCUAUGGAGUAUCACAUGCUGGUGGAGGGUCCGGUGGCCUAGGUUUAGGCCUUGGACUUGAUGUUGGUGGUAAAGGUGGCCUUUUGGGUCUUGGCUUAGGCGGUGGCGCCAGUUUGAGUUCGGCAUCCGCUAAUGCGGCAAGCAGUUCCGGUUCCGGUUCAGGUUAUGGUGGAAGUGGAGCUGGUGGUGCAAGUGCUGGUGGUUCUGCAUCAAGCGGCCUUGGGCUUGGUCUAGGCCUUGGCGCUGGUUUGGGAGAUAGUGGUGGUGCAGGCGCUGGAGGCGGCUUUGAUGGAAGUGCUGGCGGUUCAGGCGGCGCUGGUGGUUAUGGCGGCGGUAAAGGCGCAUCUGGUGGAUACGGUUCAUCUGAUGCUUCCGCUGGUAGUUCAGCCAGCGCUGGCGCAGGCGGCGGCGGCGGUGGUGGUGGAUUUGAUGGAGGCCUCGGCGGUGGACUCGGUGGCGGUUCAGGAGGCGCUGGUGGUUAUGGCGGUGGUAAAGGUGGUGCAGGAGGACACGGUUCAGCUGGUGGAUCUGCUGGUGGUUCAGCCGGUGCAGGUGGCUUUGGAGGUGGACUAGGUGGUGGUGCUGGUGGUUCAGGCAGUGCUGGCGGUUAUGGUGGCGGCAAAGGCAAUGCCGGCGGAUAUGGUUCAGCUGGCGGAUCUGCUGGUGGCUCAGCUGGUUCCGGUGCCGGUGGUGGUUUUGAUGGAGGCUUCGGAGGUGGACCUGGUGGUUUUGGCGGCGGUCAAGGUAGCGCCGGCGGACAUGGAUCAGCAUCGGCCGGUGGUUCGGCUAACUCUGGCGCUGGAGGUUUCGGAGCUGGACUUGGUGGUGGCUCUGGCAGUGCAGGAGGCGCUGGUGGUUUUGGCGGCGGUAAAGGUGGUGCCGGAGGACACGGUUCAGCUGGUGGUUCUGCUAAUGCUGGCGCCGGAGGUGGAUUUGAUGGAGGCUUUGGAGGUGGACUAGGUGGCGGUUCAGGCGGCGCUGGUGGUUACGGCGGCGGUAAAGGUGGUGCCGGAGGACAUGGUUCAGCUGGUGGAUCCGCUGGUGGUUCAGCCGGUUCCGGCGCAGGUGGUGGUUUUGAUGGAGGCUUCGGAGGUGGACCUGGAGGUUUUGGUGGCGGUCAAGGUAACGCCGGCGGACAUGGAUCAGCAUCCGCCGGUAGUUCGGCUAACUCUGGCGCCGGAGGUUACGGAGGUGGACUUGCUGGUGGCUCUGGCGGUGCAGGAACCAGUGGUGGAUAUGGCGGCGGUAAAGGUGGUGCCGGUGGACAAGGUUCAGCUGGUGGUUCAGCCGGUUCCGGCGCUGGAGGCGGAUUUGACGGAGGCUUUGGAGGUGGAUUAGGUGGAGGAGCUGGUGGCGCAGGAGGUUUCGGUGGUGGAAAAGGUGGAGCUGGAGGACAAGGUUCAGCAUCAGCAGGUGGCUCUGCUGGAGGUGGAUUUGGUGCCGGUGGUUAUGGUGGCGGUGCUGGUGGAUUUGGAUCUGCAGGCUCCGGUGGAGGCGCCGGUUUCGAUGGCGGCUUUGGUGGCGGUGCUGGCGGCCAAGGUGGUGGUCAUGGUCACGGUCAUAAAAAACACGGACAACAUGGCCAUGGUGCCGGCGGUUCUGGUAUAGGUCUUGGUCUUGGUCUUGGCCUAGGUGGAGGUUUGGGAGGUCCUGGAGGUUUCGGUGGCCCCGGCGGUUUUGGUGGCGGUAGCGCUGGUGGAGCCGGUGGUUUUGGUGGUGGUGGUGCUGGUGGAGCCGGUGCUUUUGGUGGUGGUGGUGCUGGUGGAGCCGGUGGUGCUGGUGGCUAUGGCGCUGGUGGCCGUGGUGGUGCAGGUGGUUAUGGCGGCAGUGGAGGCUAUGGUGGUGCAAGUAGUUCAGCUCAUUCAUCUGCAUCAUCGUCAGCAUCAGCUUCAGCAUCUUCAUCAGCAUCGUCAGGAUUCAAAACAGGAUAUGGCCGAUAAGCAGCACUUAGCUCUCCCAUUCACUCGCAUAUAAGUACUGUAUAAGUUUUUUAGAAAAGCAGAGAUUUUUUGUGUUCUAUUGUAGGUAGAAAUAGCAUUAUAAAUUCGCAUUGUGAUUGAGAAGUAAACGAAACAAAUGAAAUAAUUUUCAAUAAAGUAAUUUUUAACGAUACUCAAAA
Bactrocera latifrons is the source of this 2206-nucleotide messenger RNA. RefSeq names its product glycine-rich cell wall structural protein 1-like. The transcript has 2 exons. The record is from RefSeq and is a predicted model, not a curated record. NCBI's taxonomy places the organism in Eukaryota, Metazoa, Arthropoda, Insecta, Diptera, Tephritidae. The coding region runs from base 33 to 2027 and encodes 664 amino acids.